AUGUAUAUGUUAAAUUUGUCAAAUGAACAAGAGGCUAAUAGUUUAGGUCACAAAUCCAAGAACAAAGGGUACCCAAAAGUUGCAUAUGUAAUAUGGAAAAAUUUUUGUAGUGGUAUUGCUAAUGAAGAUGUUUUAGAAGGUGCAGCUUUAUACGAUAGACUUGAUGAAGUAUUUCUGGAUGAAAAUUUAAUGGAUGACAUCCUGGGAAUUCAAAAUCAAGAAUCAGAUGUUGAACUUAUCCCAUCAAUUUAUAUGCAGGAUAUAGAACCAGCACCGAUUAGCUUCCAAGAAAUAUCAGAAGAAGAUGAACAGUUUGAGAUUGUUCCAGAGAUUGAGGAUAAUAUGGUAGAGCUAAACACUUCAAAUAAUUCAUUGUUGAGAGAAUUAAUGGCAAAAUACCCAGAGGUAGCCAAUGAGAGGAUUAUUAGUUUGCAAAACCUUCACCCGGAGUUGCAUUUUCCAUCACCUGUUGACGAUGAAGCUGCUGAGAAUAUACAGUUUACUGAGGACAACGAUAUGAACCCAGUUGUUGCUGACGUUGAUAUCCCCCCUGUAAUUUUAUCCAAUGAUCCACCACCACUACAUAUUUAUGAAGAAGCACCAACCUAUAAAUAA
This is a messenger RNA of Hemisphaericaspora subhashii, 615 nucleotides long. RefSeq lists its product as uncharacterized. Lineage: Eukaryota; Fungi; Ascomycota; Pichiomycetes; Serinales; Debaryomycetaceae. Bases 1 to 615 code for a protein of 204 amino acids. The transcript has 2 exons. The record is from RefSeq and is a predicted model, not a curated record.